UAUAGAUUAUUGUUACCACCACCGAUCAGGACGUGAUCAAUGAUUUGUUCACCAAUAACCAGUCAUAACUGGUUACCACUCACCACCGAAAGUAAAAACACCAAUGCGAUUUUGCCGGCUAUCAUGUUCAAUGUUGUGAUAAUAACGUUAACAAUUUACAAACAACAAAUACAAAAUUCAAAGUUUUGAACGUUCAAAAGUUCUAAACUCAGUCCGCUAAGUGCGAACUAUGUUCCUUGUGUUAGUCUAAGACUAUACUGUAUACUGCGCUAAAAUGGAAACAGCCGUCGAAGAAUAUCCACCAGUGAACUGGGGUAAUGAAAAAUUGGAAGAGGCACAGGAUACGACCAACGAAAAUCCUUGGGACGUAGAGUCGUGGGCGAUACUGUUGCGUGAAGCACAGACUCGAUGGAUCAACGAUGUACGGUCGUUCUUUGAAAAACUUGUCACUACAUUUCCGACUUCUGGUCGAUACUGGAAGUAUUAUAUCGAAAUGGAAAUGCGUGGUCGGAACUUUGAAAAAGUCGAGAAGCUCUUUCAGCGUUGUCUCGUCAAAGUACUUAACAUUGAACUGUGGAAACUUUAUCUGGCUUAUGUUAAAGAAACAAAAGCACUUUUACCGACUUACAAAGAAAAAAUGGCCCAAGCAUAUGAUUUUGCAUUAGAGAAAAUUGGCAUGGAUAUACAUUCACAUAACAUUUGGCAAGAUUACAUAACCUUUUUAAGUAGUGUUGAAGCAGUUGGUUCAUAUGCUGAAAACCAAAAGAUUACAGCAAUCAGAAAGGUGUAUCAACGUGGUGUUGUAAAUCCUAUGAUUAACAUUGAAUUGUUAUGGAAAGAAUAUCUGGCUUUUGAACAAAGUAUUAAUAUUAUGAUUGCUGACAAGAUGAUGAUUGAACGAAGUAGAGAUUAUAUGAAUGCCAGAAGAGUCACCAAAGAGUACGAGGUAGUUAUAAGAGGACUAAACAAGAAUUAUCCUAGUGCACCCCCAACUGGUAGCCUAGAUGAGAUGAAACAAGUGGAAUUGUGGAAAAAAUAUAUAAUCUGGGAAAAAGCGAACCCUUUGAAUACCGAAGACACUGCAUUAAUUACAAGACGAGUAAUGUUUGCUUUUGACCAAGCACUAUUAUGCAUGACCCAUCAUCCUGACUUUUGGUAUGAAGCUGCCCAAUUUUUAGAUGGAAGUUCUAAAAUUCUCUCAGAAAAAGGGGAUAUAUCAGCAGCUAAACAGUAUAGCGACGAAGCAGCUAAUGUUUAUGAAAGAGCAAUUGGUACUGUAUUAAAUACAAGUAUGUUACUACGUUUUGCUUAUGCUGAUUUUGAAGAAGGUCGUAUGAAUUAUGAAAAAGUUCAUAGUAUUUAUAAAAGUUAUUUAGAAAAUGAAAUUACCACUGAUCCAACACUGACAUAUGUACAAUAUAUGAAAUUUGCUCGUCGCGCCGAAGGAAUUAAAUCUGCACGUGCAGUUUUUAAAAAAGCAAGGGAUGACUCUAGAUCUAAAUACCAUGUUUAUGUCUCUGCUGCUUUAAUGGAAUAUUAUUGUAGUAAAGAUAAAAACAUUGCUUUUCGUAUUUUUGAGCUUGGAUUAAAAAAGUAUUGCGACAACCCUCAGUAUAUUAUUAGUUAUAUAGAUUAUCUUUCUCACCUUAAUGAGGAUAAUAAUACAAGGGUAUUAUUUGAGAGAGUUCUAUCAAACACAAGUCUUGAACCAGAAAAAUCUGUAGAUAUUUGGAAUCGAUUCCUUGAAUUUGAAUCAAAUAUAGGAGAUUUAUCAAGCAUACUGAAAGUAGAGAAACGGAGAUCUGCUGUUUUUGGCAAGCUAGUUGAGUUUGAAGGAAAAGAAACAGCACAACUUGUGGAUAGGUAUAGGUUUUUAAACUUAUUUCCAUGUACAAGUCCCGAGUUGAGAUCUAUUGGUUAUAACGAAGUUACCAAUACAGUAUCUAAAACAAUGCAUAAUUCCACCCAAAGGUCUGCAGUUAUCGAUGGGUUAGAUGACUUAGAUAAUCGACCCAACGAAAAAAGAUUGCCAGUGCCAGAUAUUUCUCAAAUGGUACCUUAUAAACCAAAAUUGAAUGCUUUUCCAGGCGAACAUAUUGUGCCAGGAGGAACCUUUCCGCCGCCACCACCAGCUUGUCAGCUAAUGCAAGUAUUACCACCACCCGGUUGUUUUCAUGGCCCAUUUGUGUCUGUAGACAUGCUUAUGGAUAUUUUCUUGAGACUUAUACUUCCUGACAAAGCACCAAUGCCAAAAGCUGAAAAUGGAUGUGAUGCAAAAUUAUUUGACACUGCUGUGUCAGUGCAAUGGGCCAAUGAAGAUGCAGCACAUGGUGGUUCCAAUAAGAAAAAACGAAGAAUAGGAGGACUGUCUGGUAAAGGUGAUGACAGUGAUGAAGAUAUUAACCUAGUACCACCACCAUUUGAUGUAUAUCGAUCAAGACAACAAAAGCGUGUGUCCAAAUAACAAAUACUAUUUUUAAUUUUUGUUUACUGGAAUUAUCAUUUUCAUUUAUUCAUUUUAAAUAUGUUUAUUUUUUUUAAUUUGUAAAUAGUUAUUUUAAUUAAAUAAUUAUAGCAUAUUUGUUUAUAAACCAAACCAAGAUGAUUAUUAGAUAUAUUAAUCAUUUAUUUAAAAAAAAAAUAUUAUUGAUAAAAUAAUAUGUGAAACUAUCAUUAUUUUCAAUAAACAUUUUUUAACUAAUACAACAGGCUCUUCCUGAGACAUUACUAAUGCUUAAUAAACAAUUCUACAUCAUAGAUAAACACAAACUUGCUCUUUUAUUAAAAUAUAUUCACCCUACCAAAAAUAAAAGGAGCAACAUAAUAUUAUAUUAAUAUUUUAUAUCUCCUAUAGGCUAUGAUUGUGUUUUUUCAAUGUAAAUAAUUUUAAAUUGUUUAUAUGCCGUUUGAAAAGUGUUUACAAUGUACACAUUAUCUAUAAAACAAUAUAUCUCAAAUUUGCACCUCAGAUUAUAUUAUGAUAUAUUAUUACUUUUGUUAUGGCAGCAUGAGGUAGGGCCAUGGUCCUAUUCCUAUACUCCUAUCACUGGACUGACGUUCAUAGGCGUAGUUAGGGGGCUUAGCCCCCCUCCAUGUGUCGCUACAUGUCUGCCCCCUAAAUUUGACCACCCUACAACUAUGCCGACCUUAAACAUAUUAAUUUGUAUUUUAUAUGUACACAAAAAUGUACAUUCAUCAAUAAUUAAAUUCACUAUUAUAGUUUACAUUUUAAUACUAGUUAUUACCUACAACAAACUUAUAUAUUUUAUAAUUAAUAGUACUACUUAUAAAUUGUAAUAAUUAGCUGAUACAUAAUAUACUGUGUAAAUUGUUUUA
Metopolophium dirhodum (rose-grain aphid) is the source of this 3336-nucleotide messenger RNA. RefSeq names its product protein suppressor of forked (gene su(f)). Gene Ontology annotation, biological process: mRNA 3'-end processing. Gene Ontology annotation, molecular function: mRNA binding; protein binding. The transcript is spliced from 14 exons. NCBI's taxonomy places the organism in Eukaryota, Metazoa, Arthropoda, Insecta, Hemiptera, Aphididae. Gene Ontology annotation, cellular component: nucleus. The record is from RefSeq and is a predicted model, not a curated record. Bases 275 to 2464 code for a protein of 729 amino acids.